Messenger RNA from Vigna unguiculata (cowpea), 2769 nucleotides. RefSeq lists its product as uncharacterized. NCBI's taxonomy places the organism in Eukaryota, Viridiplantae, Streptophyta, Magnoliopsida, Fabales, Fabaceae. The record is from RefSeq and is a predicted model, not a curated record.
CUCCAAAAUUUUGGAAGCUUUAGCCAGGAGCAUAACACCACAAGCAUAGCCAUCUGCAGCAGUGGAAAAAGGCACAACCAGAAAUGCAAUGUGCUUCCAUUUUAUAUCCUCACACCCAUAAAAUAUGGUGUUUUAAGCCAAGUCUUUCGGUUACCCCACCGCCCCAACAGCAACAGCAACGAGAAGAAGGAACCUCUCACGACGACAAAGCCAAGCUCAUAACCAGUGCUUCUAACCCAUUUGUGAAACACUGCCUCAAGCUUCGUAACUCCUCUUCCUAUCGCCGCGCUCACGCUUCUGCUCUCGUUGUCGGUGCUACCCCUAUCAGAGAAAUCCGCAGGUUUCAAGAGUUAUUACAAGAUGAAAGUGUUUCAAUGGAUUGUUUAAUUCUUCCUGACAAAGCUGAGAUACCUGACGGGUUGGAUAAAUCCACUGCUUCUAUUGUGCGUGUGAGCUCCACAGUGAUGAGAAAGCUUUCAGGGCUGCAAACUACUGACUCUCUAGAUGCAAUUGCGCUUAUGAAAAUUCCUGCCAGUUUUUUCAAUGUUGAUGAUGAUCAAAAGAACUAUCAGAAAGUGUUUUCAUCUGUUCAUCGGAUACUAGUCCUUGAUGGGAUUCAGGAUCCUGGCAACCUUGGUACAUUGCUCAGAUCAGCUGUGGCCUUCAGAUGGGAUGGAGUUUUCCUUCUUCCCGGCUGCUGUGAUCCAUUCAAUGAGAAAGCUCUUCGGGCUAGCCGAGGUGCUUCCUUUCAGAUCCCUGUUGUUUCUGGCUGCUGGAAUCACCUGGAGUCUCUUAAAGAAGAAUUUCAAAUGAAGUUGAUGGCUGGGCAUCCAGAGCUUGAAGAGUUGGUCAAGCCAGUGUGCUCUCUCUCUCCAACCUUGUGUGAUUCCUUAUCAGAUACAGCAUUGUGUUUGGUUUUAGGAAGUGAAGGAAAUGGUCUUUCAGAAUCCCUGCAGGCUUGUGAACUUGUGAGCAUUGCUAUGGCCGGAGACUACGAGUCGCUCAAUGUUUCGGUUGCCGGUGGAAUUUUCUUGUACAUGCUACAACCACAGAAUCAAUGAAUCUGUAUUUGUAUGGUAUGUUUUAAGUUCAUCAUAAGUUUCAUCCUCUUUUAGGGGGCUCCCAAAUGAGAGGGCCAUAAAAAAGCCCACCCACGAAUCCCCCUCUCAUGUGGAUUAGGGUCAAGACUAAGGUGGGUUUGGCACCCCUAAAAGCAAUACUUUAAGUCAGAAUCCAAGAUCACGCUGAGCCAUGUCGGGUAGGUCUAGACCGAAGAUCAAGACUAAGUGGCUGGCUCGGGUCGAAGGCGAAGACUAGCCAACCGGGGCUUACAGUCGAGACGAGUUGUCGAGACUGACGACUAAGACAGGUUGACCCGUCUCAGUUUAGGCCGAUCUGGUCAACAACCCAAGAUGAGCCAACAACUCAGAGGGGCAAAACUGCGCCCACAACCGAGAUGGGCCAUGUUAGUCAGAAGAUUAUAAUAUGGGGCAACCGUCCGAGAUGGGCCAGGCCGAGUCAGCCUAGCCGAUGCUAGAGACGAGUUGGCUUGAGUCAAUUGCCAAGUUAGGUCAGGUCGGGUCAAUGAUCGAGACGGGCCGAGUCGGCCUAGGUCGACGACAGACAUAGGCCUGCCCGGGCAGACAGUCGAGACGAGUCGGCCAGAGCAGACAAUCGAGACAAAUCGAGCCAAUCCGAUGACCAAUACAAGUCAGGCAUGGUCAACGGUCAAGACAGGCUAGGCCAGGCUAACGGUCUACAUAAGUCGGGUCAAGCUGAUGGCCGAGACGGGCUGGGCAUGGCCAACAACCAAAAUGGGUUAGGUCGACGGUCGACACAACUGUAUUGGGCAGACAACCCAAUUGUGCCAGCUCAGCCACACGACCUAGAUGGGCAUGUUGUUGGUGACUGAGGCGGGUCAAAAUUCGAGACAUGUCGAGACGAGUCGAUGGCUGAUACGAGCCGAGCUAGUCUAACACCGAAGAGAAGCCUGGUCGGGUCAACAGUCGAGAGAUAGGUCAAUAUGGCUGAUAGUCGAGACGGGACGACCAUGGUCGACAACCAAGACAGGUUGGGUCUUCGGGAAAGACAGGCUGAGCUGGGUCGGGUUUGGUCGAUAUUCGAGAUUGGCUGGUCCAGGUUGACGGGCGAGACAGGUAGACGACUGAUCUAGGUUGAUGGGCUGGGUCAACAACUGAAAUAGGUUGUGUUGACGGCUGAGACAAGUCAGACCAGUCUUAUGACCAAGAAUGGCCAGACCAGGAGAAUGGCCGAGACGAGUCUAGGUUCAGCCAGGGCUUAUUGUUGAGACAGGUUAGGCCAGGGUGACGACCAAGAUGGGCGGUCCCGAGUCGGCCUUGGCUAACAUCCGAAACGGGCCAAAAAUACGGCCGAGACGAGCCCACAGUCAAGAUAGGUUGGGCCAACGAUUGAGGCGGGCAGGCAUUGUCCCACGAUCGAGAGAGGUCGAGCCGAGCACACGACGAGACGAGCCCGGCAUGGCCAAUGACCACGACAGGUCGUGUCGAGCCCACUAUUGAGACAUGCUAGUCCAAGCUGACUACUCAGGUCGGCUUGUGCCCAUGACCCAAUCAUGCGUAACUAGGACGAGUCGUGGGUCGACCUGGACAAAUGACCCCGACGAUUGAAAUAGGUGGACUUUUGAUAUUGGCCUGUCUAGGCCAUCUAUCAUUUAACUAGGGCCAAAUCAUGUGGGUUUGACUAAAUUGAUUACUCUAGAAGUUACAUAUCAUUUAAAUUAUUUAAAUU